CAUCCUCCGAAUAACUUGCAGAUAGAACCUUCUCAGAAUUUUUUCAACUUAGUAGUUUGACAUAGUUCAUUAUUUUAUUGCUUAAAUUCUUGUCUAGUGUUUGUAUAAAUGGUCAUCCUGCAAAAGAUUUUGAAUUCCAAAUUAUGAAUAUAAUCCUUAGAUUUCAAUAUUUUCCUAUCGAAGGCUUAUGUCGAAUUAGUAUUGCUCCUUCUCGGAAAAUCUCCUUACAGCAAUCUCCAAGUGCAGUUUUCAUCCACCGCGAAGAAUCUGCUUUGUAGCAUCUAAAAGAUCUUGACAAGAACUAGAAGAAGCAUAUACGUAAGAACCGCUAUGAAAACCUUUUUUUUAUAAGAAACCAGGAAAAGACUUCUGAAUAUUUAUUUGUGGAAAGAAAAUUCUCGAAAGUUUUACCGAAUUCCCUUCAAAGACGAAUGUCUCCUUCAUAGUUCUUUUCUCCGCGAAAGAGAAAGAUCUCUUCAAUAACGAUGAUUCCUUUUCUUUUUCGUUCAUUGUAGGAAUUCCUAAUAUCUCAGUGAAUGCUCUAUGGGCACAGAAUGGAGUGACCGUUGCUGGAGGCCAUGGACAUGGCAAUGCUACCAAUCAACUCGACAAUCCUCUUGGUCUCUUUAUUGAUGAUGAUCAAACGAUGAUCAUCGCUCCCAUGUGGCAUGGUCGUAUCGUCCAAUGGAAGAUGGAUGACACGAAUGGACAAGUAGUAGCUGGUGGCAAUGGCCAAGGAAAUCGAUUGGAUCAAUUGGAUGGUCCAACCGAUGUGUUGAUCGACAAAGCGAUGGAUAGUCUCAUUAUUUGCGAUAAAGAGAAUCGACGAGUCGUACGAUGGCCUCGUCGUAGUGGCACAGCUCAUGGUGAAGUUCUUGUCCACGAUGUUAAAUGUUGGGGAUUGGCCAUGGAUGAUCAGAGAUAUCUCUACAUCUCUGACGAUGUAAAACAUGAAGUAAGACGAUAUCAAAUAGCAGACAAGAAUGGAACUAUUGUGGCUGGUGGCAAUGGUAGAGGUACUGAUCUCAAUCAACUCAACAGCCCGACCUACGUCUUUGUCGAUCAACAACAGACUGUCUACGUGUCAGACCGUGACAAUGAUCGUGUGAUGAAAUGGAAUAAAGGUGCAAAAGAAGGAAUUGUCGUCGCUGGAGGUCAAGAGGAAGGGAAUGCACUGACAGAAUUGUCAGGUCCUGAAGGACUAUUCGUUGAUACAUUGGGUACCAUCUAUGUGGCAGACUCGGAGAAUCAACGAGUGAUGCGUUGGCCUACAGGAGCGAAACAGGGCACUGUCAUUGUGGGUGGAAAUCGUCAUGGAGCAGGAGCAAAUCAGUUGGCGUCUCCCAAAGGUUUGUCAUUCGAUCGAUAUGGUAAUCUCUAUGUCGCCGAUAUGGUGAAUCAUCGUGUUCAACGUUUUUCUAUUGAAUAA
Molecule: messenger RNA, 1429 nt
Organism: Rotaria sordida
Lineage: Eukaryota; Metazoa; Rotifera; Eurotatoria; Philodinida; Philodinidae
Source: the annotation of a GenBank genome assembly